Molecule: messenger RNA, 717 nt
Organism: Effrenium voratum
Lineage: Eukaryota; Dinophyceae; Suessiales; Symbiodiniaceae
Source: the annotation of a GenBank genome assembly
AUGGAUACGCUGGUGGCUGAGCUGGCAGACACACUCCACAUCACUUGUGACACGGCGCGGCGGGAGAUCGAGACGCACUUGGACCUGGCCGGCGUCAUCCAAGGAAGCCCUCAAGGCGGCGCCACGCCGCUGAUCCGCACGGUGGGGCAGACGCCCAAGGCCGCCUUGCUGAACUGGGGCUCGCCGCCCACCUCCCCGAAGACUCCCACGGCCUUCCCCCCGGUGUCGCCAGAUGUGCCGCCAGUUGAGCGGGUGCGGCGGCCUCGCGCAAAGACGGAGAGCAGCAUGCGCGUGACCUUCCAGAACAGCGACCCCGACGUGAGCCCCAGGGAGAUGAAGGUGGAGGUGCGAUUGUCGGACGGGCCCAUCUCCACGGCAGUGGUGGCGCCAGGCGGCGGCACUGGGAUCAACGGGGCCAUCUACUCGGAGCUGGGCCGCAACCCCUCCUUCAAGGUAGAGGUGGUGGGCCGUUCCCGCGCCCCCUACGACGUGUACCCGCCUUGCUGGCCCCAUGGCGCCCCGGCACCCAAUCUCCAGACCUUUGCACGUGAGGUCCUGGAGACUCGGGUCCACGAACGGGUGAAGGCCAUGGUCUUCGGGUCCCGCGGGGGGCAAGUGGCCGGGCAGCUCGGAUCGCGAUCCAGCCCUCGGAUGGAUGCGGUCUCGGAAGGCGUCGAACAGGUUGGACCUAGGUCCCCCAGUGCCCUGUCCUACUGA